AUGGUCAUGCCUUUUGGUCUGAAGAAUGCAGGGGCCACAUAUCAGAGAGCCAUGAACCUGAUCUUCCAUGACAUAUUGGGGAAGAUUUUGGAGGUUUAUAUUGAUGACGUGGUCGUGAAGUCAAAGAAGCGAGGGGACCAUAUCGUUGAUCUCAGAAAGGUUUUCGAACGCAUGCGGCUACACAAGCUCAAGAUGAAUCCCACUAAAUGUAUUUUCAGAGUUCAGGUAGGUGACUUUCUGGGGUUUGUAGUCCAUCAGAGAGGAAUCGAGGUUCCAGAAGAUAAGGAAAACGCCGUCAUCAACGCUUCUCCCCCGCGAACGAAGAAGGAGCUACAACAACUGUUGGGUAAAAUCCAGCCCUUUUCCCCGCUACUGAAGUUGCAGGGACAAAAUGAGUUUGUAUGGGAACUUCAACAUCAAGAGGCUUUUGAAAAGAUCAAGGCCUAUUUGGCAAGUCCGCCAGUACUAGUUCCACCCAGGGCUGGUUUUCCGUUAAAACUAUACAUCUCAGCCACGGAGGCUUCCAUUGGUAGCCUCCUUGCCCAGGAUGAUGAAGCUGGCGUCGAACAUGCUAUCUUUUACCUCAGUUGGACACUUACCGAUUGCGAAACAUGGUACACUCCAAUGGAAAAGCUGUGCCUCACUCUUUACUUCUCUGCAUGCAAGCUGCGGCAUUACAUAUUAUCCUUUAAUACUUGCAUCAUCGCUCAGACCGAUCUGAAAGCGGUGAAAGGACAAACCAUUGUAGACUUUCUGGCGCAUUACCCCAUGCUAGACGUUCCUGCGGUAAGAGACUUGGAAGUUGCGAGUGAAACUGUAGCGCGCUUGGAUCUGGCAUGCUUACCUGAGUACGCCAUGUUAUAUCAAGCCACAGUUUCACUCCAACCUUGGGUGUUAUAUUUUGAUGGCUCGAGAACGGAGAUACUGGCCGGAGCCAGGGUUGUCUUGGAAAAUCAAGCUGGCGAUUGUUUCUCUUAUUCCUUCCAGUUAGAGUUCCAGUGCACCAACAACCAGGCAGAAUAUGAGGCCCUUAUUAUUGGCUUAGAGUAUAUUCCUCGCGAGCGCAACUUUGCGGCCAAUGAACUCGCUCAGUUGGCUACUGGUGUUACUCUGAAAUAUGGGGUUCGCGAGCGAAUUCUCAAGGUUGAGCAACGCAAGCUGCCUUCGUGGCUUGCACGACCUGACCCACCAGAUGAGCCCACAGUGGCGGCUCUCGAUCCUAUUGAUGUGGAUUGGCGCAUCCCGUUAAUCACUUACCUCACGCAGCCAGAUCUCACUGUAGACAAGAAAACCCGUUUUCUGGCACUAAAUUACUUCCUCAGAGGUGAUGAGCUACGUCGACGAGGCGAAGAUGGCAUCAAUUUUAGGUUUGGCAUCCCAGAAGUUUUAGUAUCUGACAGGGGAGCAACGUUCAUGGGUGGUGACGUAGAGAAGCUCGUCAAUGAUUAUGGAAUCCAAUUUCUUCAUAGCACGCCCUAUUAUGCUCAUUCCAAUGGUCAAGCGGGGGCUAGUAACAAGAUUAUCAUUACUCUAUUGAAAAAGCUGCUUGUGGAGAACCCUCGCCAGUGGCACGAAACAUUGUAUGAGACAUUAUGGGCUUAUCGUACUUCUAAGCGGAACCCUACUGCCACCACCCCUUAA
Molecule: messenger RNA, 1641 nt
Organism: Rosa chinensis
Lineage: Eukaryota; Viridiplantae; Streptophyta; Magnoliopsida; Rosales; Rosaceae
Exons: 5
Coding region: 1-1641 (546 amino acids)
Biological process (GO): DNA integration
Molecular function (GO): nucleic acid binding
Source: RefSeq, a predicted model, not a curated record